Messenger RNA from Coregonus sp. 'balchen', 7745 nucleotides. The record is from the annotation of a GenBank genome assembly. Lineage: Eukaryota; Metazoa; Chordata; Actinopteri; Salmoniformes; Salmonidae.
GGAGCUGGGAGGCGCUUGCCUGCCUCGCACUUGAAGCAUAAACAGUGCAAUGCAUUCUGACGUUUCUCUCGCUCACACAGCUGUUGAGGUUGAGGAGCGAAGCUUGCGCAGCUCUGCACGUAAUUACUGACAAUUCAAAGGCGCACUCCGAGAACACCAUGUAUCCCGAUUUGGAACGACUUGGAGAGGUGGUGUCCAUGCCUUUCAUGUUCUGUCCGAGAAAACACUUUGCGUAAUUUACCCAGGAAUGCACCUUGAAGAAGGCAGCCAUUCUGGAGUGGAAAGCUUUAUUUUGAAACAGUGGGUUUCAGUCAGUUACGAGCAGCCAACGAAACUGCUUCAACAAUCUGUUUUCAGUAAGGAUCCCUUCUGAACAGAAAAUCUAAUCAACCAUAAAAGGCUGGAGAUAUCAAAGUUGAAAUGUUACUGUAGGAAAGAAAGUGGAGAACUUGUGGCUGUGCGCAUUCUGGUUUCUCCCAACGAAUGGUAUAUAUGGUUACGCGCACGUUGUGCUUUGUGAGAAGAAGACUUCAACCAACUCAAGAUGGUCCGCCUUAUUCUUUGUGCUUUAAUAUUAGCUUUGGUUGACUUGAAUUAAAAAAUAACUGUAGGUCUAUAGAACAUCCGUGGAAGUGACCGUUUAUUCCCCACCGUUCAAAUGCUGGAAUGGCUUGUGGUUUUGUGUAUUGUGAUUCUGGUGGCCGUUAUUUGGCCAGCUUCGAAAUAUUUUGCUACCCAGGGCGAGCCAGACGCACUCCUCCGGGAGCUCGGAAUUUCACGGCGGCAAACAAAGGAGAGGGACGUCUCAGACCGGGGGGUCCCGGUGGACGGUGCUAAUGCCCAGACACCGGACGUGGAAGGUGAUAAUAAAGUCCCCGCCGUUGCGCUGAUAUGCAAACCCUCGGCCCUGGCCAACUAUCUCCUCAAACACUGCAGGACUUUCAGCAAUUUCACGGCGUGCACGGGAUGGACAUGGCGGGCGAGUGCGUUUCUUCAGACCGUCUACGGCGCGUGCUGGCCGUACAAGAGCCGGGUGCAUUUCGUGCGGGACUACUUGCAGUUGAGCGACGAUGGUCUCGUGGCACUGGACUGGGCAGUGUCGGUGGCCGGUGCGUCGUAUCAGAAACGGAGGAGAACCUCGAGUAAUUCCACGAGCCCCAUCCUCCUCAUCAUACCCAACUCUUUCGGGAAAAUCACUAGAAAUGUGCUGAAGGUAGCCUCAUGAUUAAUGAAUGAUGAAAUGUCAUGCAAAAUAUGCUCAUAACCAGGCUUAUUCUUGUUCAUCAUGUGAAAACACCCUCAACCAUAAUGUGCCCAGUGCCCACCUACACCUGUUAUUAGGCCUGUGUGCUAAGGCUGUCUUAUGGUCUUAAUGGGGGCUACAUUAUACUAAUUGUCUUGCUCCUUUUUACCUCUGCUCUGACAAAAUAGCUGUUACUUAGAACAUAGCUUACAGUGUUACAGUACUAUGGAUGUCUAUUUGGGGCUGUUGUGGACUGUUUCAGGGGCAGAAAUAAGAUUUAUGUAAGCUCUAGAUAUCAUCUAUACACUAUGAAUUUACAGUAGCUUACAAGCAGCUUGGUGGCAAGUCUCAAAGCAAGUACUUUAUAUUGACAUGCAGUACAAUACCGUAAAAUUGUUUUAUACUGUAUUGUACUGUAAUCAGUAUGAAUGAAUGAAUGGAUGGAUGAAUUAAUUAAAUUAAUUGAGGGGAGGGGUUUGUAUUUCACAGUAUUUUACUGUAAUUACAAAGGAUUAGUGCAAGCAGGUUGGCUGCUAGGGAAAGUGUUGACACAUUACAGCAUAUUAAUGAAUAUUUUGUGUUUUAUAUCACUUGCACUUCUAGAGGCCUUAACAAAAGCUUCCAAAUUGGCAGCGACUACAGAUCAAAACAGACCAGAAGGGCAUGGCAAAAUGCUCAACCAUUUAAGAUUUAAGACUUGCUGCCACUCCAAUCUGUCCCCCAUACAAAUUGAUGGAGCACUAUAACCAGAAAGGAGUUAAAUUGUUACAGAAUUCUCACUCACAGGUGCAACAAAACAGCCUCUUACAAGGCACGCCUCAAAAUAUGUUAAUGAGCCAGAAACAACAAUACCAUGCACCUACUAGUGGUCAAAAGGUUUUUGGUGCUGCAAAGAUACAUUACGGUACUUUAUUCUGUGGGGUGGAAUUACAUUACCAUUUGAAAUACAGCAAUUAUUUCCCUCCCACAACAUUUGCCCACAAUGCACCAUCAUUUACCAUAUGUGGCAGAAAAACGUUUCAGCAUAUUUUACUGUUGAUAAUAACCCGAAUUACCGUAUAAUUUACAGUUUUCCGUUACAGUGUAGUUAUUAUGACUUAUUUGGUAAUCAUAUAUUAUAUGCAUACACAUAACAAAGCCUGUCUCAUGGUCAUACAAUUCACUGCUAUACCAUUGAUUGCUGAAGGUUCAAUCUGUGAAGUUAUUAGUAAUGGUGAAAUUACAUAAAUAGUGAAAUUAUGUUUAAUUCAUCAUUGCAGUGGUGUAGAAAAGGAGGUUGGACGAGAUAUGAGAAAGUACCAGUGCCAAUGCCUAUUCCCAUUGAGCAUGGGGGGCAUCUUGGUUCAAGUCAGUCUUGGCAAGGUGAGGAGGAGAGCAAGAAAGCGAACAACAAGAGCACAGUGCCAUGCAUUAAAACCAGGGUUCAAUAUAGUGAUUGUGGUAAUUGAGAAACACUUUACAAGGCUUUGCUCUGCCUGGGCGGGCUGUGAGUGAAAGGAUCACAUCACUGCAGCUGCACUCCCAAUAAUCUAGUCCCAGAUUGGUUUGUGCUGUCUUGCCAACUCAUACCACAAAUAAACAGAUCUGGGACCAGGCUACACUCCAAUGCCCAUUAGCCUUAUAAUGAUUCACUGUUCCCUGCGGUCCAGGCAAUGUUGCCAGAUUCUUUAGACAUUUUCUACCCCGACUAGAUCAAAAAACCUGCCCAAUCCACUAUAAAGCAGCCCAAUUGAGUGUAAAACCGGCCAAUCUGGCCAGGCUUGCAUUGUUACAAGCCUGAUUUGUGUACUCUGUUACUUUUGUGAGCAACAAUAAGUCACAAACUUGACCAACAGCACCCCCUACUACUCUAGUCUGUCAAAAAUGGGAGCAUUCAUAGGCGCUGAUCCACUAUCAACAGCCUGUCAGCAGUAGGCAUGUUUAAGUGAAUUAUUUUUAUGUCUGUAGCCUAGGGAGAUGAGGGAGGAAGAGAUAGAGAGGGAUAUGGGAAGAAAGAUUGAACUAAAAGCGAAUUCUGUCAGAUUUGACUUUCCUUUUUGCUGGGAGAUUGAGUGAGCAUCAGCGUGAGCGAGAGGGUGAAGAAAGAGAGAGUGAGUAAAGGGCAAAUUCUGUUAGAUGCUUUUUUAUUUAGUCUUUCUGGGUCAGCUCCAAGUGUGUGUGUGUAUGUGUGUGUGUGUGUGAAAGAGGGAGUCGGAAAGAGAGAGAGAGAGAGAGAGUGAGUGAGAGAGAGAAGGUGAGGGAAAGAGAGAGAUGCGAUGGAAGGCACAGGGAGAGGAAGAACGAGAUAAGGAGAGAGAGUACAUUUAUGUAUUUUGAGAGAGAUAAAUCAGUGUGUGUUUGGACAUCAUCCUUUCUAGAUGAGGCUUUGUCAUCCUUUUUCAUAAAGAGAUUGUCUUUGUUUUACCCCCUCCCCCAUGUUAUGUUAGUUGGGCGUAUACUGUAGCUUAUAGGCCUACAUUACAUCACAGCAAACUCACACACCAUAGAAGUGUCUACAAACAGAUGGUGAAUGGCAGGUGUUGCAGCUUGCGUACCAAAUGGCACCCUAUUCCAUAUGUAGUGCAUUAUAUAGGGAAUACGAUGCCAUUUGGGAUGCAGCCAUAUUCCUGCUCGGUCUUGCUGGCCUGGCUAUACAGUAUGAAAAGUAUGCAGAGUGUCCGGUGGAUGAUUUGUUAGAGGACAGUUAUAGGUUUUAUGCCCUCUACCUCCCUAACGGCCCUGAGUUGUAGCCAUCUAGUCUGCAAUCUUUCAGAGUUCAUUCUGACUAAGGCUGCAUUUCAGUCCAAAAAUGUUUUCCCCUCCCAUUUUCCCUCAUUAACUCCCCAACACAGAUCUGAGACGACUGGGUUGGUAUAAGCAUUGAGCUCCAAAUAGUUUUCACCAUAUUGCUUUCGCCUAUCCUGUACUGUCAGAUCUGUGAAGGGGAUAAGGGAGGGACCGAGAGAAGGGAGGGAACAACGUCGUGGUGAAAUGUGUCCCAUGACUCCUGUAUGCUCUCUUUAAGGUCAGACAUAGAGCCAAAGGUGAGCUCACGUCUGAGUGUGGAUUUUACAGCCUUGUGUCCAGACACAGGACACCAUACUGUCUACUACACAUGUAUUACACAAUUAGUCAAGACAAAUGCCUGGUUCAUAAAACACACAUUCUGUGCAUUGUUCGAAAUAAACCCUCAGUCUUUCAACAUGGCAGAAGCCCAAGUUCUGCGUUAACUCACGCAUUGUUGCACUAAUGAGGAAGUUGCUAUAAGCAUUUAAUCAAAAUAGGAAUGCUGAUGAUGAACUUGACUGUAGUAUAAUGACUUUGCCUCUAUGUUUAACAGUUGUGUUAGGACAGUGAUGAUGUCAUUUCUACUUCCUCCAUGUCUACGGUUGGUCGAGUCAGAGACAAAUAUCUUUGCUCUUGUUCACAGAGCUGUGUUCAGGCUGAAUGGUGGACCUUCAAUAUUUGUGGGAGUUUAUGAGAGUUUGGCAUCAAUUGUCUGAAGAAUGUGGCAUUGUGUAAAUGUGUGUGCAGAUGCAUGCGUAGGAGUGUGUGCAGGGGUGUGUGCAGGCAUGUGUGUGGCAGGAUGUACUGCGGGUGUUUGUGCAGGCGUGUGCAUGCUUCUGAGUGACAGUGUGUAGGUGUGUGUCUGCGACUGUACAGGCAUGAGUUUAAGUGUGUGUGUGGGCGUGUGCAUGCUUCCGUGUUUCUCAAGUGUCAGUGAAAAUAAUUCCUCAUGGACUCGACACUGGCAGCAUAGUCCAGAGGGAAAACAAAUGGAGGACUGGAGCAAAGUUAAUCUGCUUUAUACCUUACCAUCCUUAUGUUGGAAAACAGCUGUACUUCAAUGAAAUAGUGUAGCUGCCUCAAUACUACUGUGAUCCACUAGAGUAGUAGGAUGAAUUCAUUCAGAGAGAGAGAGAGAGAGAGAGAGAAGAGAGAGAGAGAAGAGAGAGAGAGAGAGAAGAGAGAGAGAAAGAGGAGGGAGAGACAGAGAGAUGAGAGAGAGAGAGAGAGACAGAGAGAGAGAGAGAGAGAGAGAGGGAGAGACAGAGAGCGAGAGAGAGAGAGAGAGAGAAGGAAAGGAUGAGACACAGAGAGAAAGAGAGAAACGCAGAGAGGAAGGAUCAUAUCCAGCUAUAAGUGCUCUUGCAGGUUUCUCAGCUCUGUAAAUAUUGAAUUCAGUGAUCUGUUACACUUCCUCUUGGUCUCUCUCUCUAAUCACUGUCUUCUUAUAGCUCUGUGAAGCUGUACAUUCAUACUCUGUGGGUGUGUUUGAAAUGGCACCCUAUUCCUUAUAAAGUGCACUACUUUUGAUCAUUAGUGCACUAUAUAGGGAAUAGGAUGCCAUUUCAGAUGCAGCCUGUGUUGUUGUUGUUACAGUUCAUAGUCAGUUGAAACAUGCAAUGUUGGAUUAGAUUUAUGUAGGGUUUUUCCAAAGACCUCACAUAAUCUGACCUCACAGUUCAUAGUCAGUUGAAACAUCAUGCAUUAAUGGAUUAAUGUAUUUAAAUAGGGCUUUUACAUUGACCUAACACUAUGGGAGCUCACACUGACCGCUGUGUCUCCAUCUGUCUGUCCAUCCGCUACCUCCAGCUUUGAUGAUGUCACAGUUCAUACUGUAGUGAGGUGAGACCUCACUGUGAGCUCAAGCUGACUCUGCUAUGUCAGUUCAAUUAAAUUCAAAGUGCUUUAUUGUCAUGAAUUACAUUAUGUUCUGUUUCUCUGUCCUUCAGCUCUGUGAGGUGGCGUUGUCCCAUGGCUACCUCCCCGUGGUGUUUAACCGGCGCAGCCACAACGCCACACCCCUCAGCACCGUCAGGUUGCAGCAGUUUGGCGACCCAGGGGACCUACGCGAGGCCGUGCGUUACGUCCGCUACCGGCAACCCGUGAGCCAGCUGUAUGCGGUGAGCGAGAGCACGGGGUCCGGUCUCCUCCUCGCGUACCUGGGAGAGUGUGGUUCAUCCAGCUACGUAACGGCCGCCGCCUGCCUCUCGCCAGUGUUCCGCUGCCAGAGCUGGUUCGAGAACGGACCCAUCUGGCCUCUACACUGGGCUCUGGUGACUUACCAGAGGAUAUGCCUCAGCAGGUAUGGGAUGGAGGUAGGGGGGAGGAAGAGGGGAAGGGAGGGGGGGAGGAUGGGAGAGGAGGAAAGGGGAAGGGGGGGGGGGAUUGGAGAGGGGGAGGGAGGGGGGGGGGGGGGGGGAUUGCAGAGGGGAGGGUGCGAGUGGGGGGGGGGGGAGGAGGGAAUGGGAGGGAGGGGGGGGAAGGAUGAGGGGGGGAGGGGGGAGGGGGGAGAAUGGGAGAGGGGAGGGGGGGGGGGGGGGGGGGAGGGAUGGGCGGGGAGUGGGGGGGAUGGGAGGGAGGCGGGGGGGACUGGCUUGGGGGGGGGGGAGGGGGGAGGAAUGGGAGCGGGAGAGAUGGGAGGGGGGAGGAGGGGGGGGGGGAGGGAGGGGGGAGGGGGGGGAGGGAGGUGGAGAAUGGGAGAGGGGAGGGAGGGAGAGGAUGGGAGAGGGGAGGAAGGGAGGGGUCAAACACACAGGUUAGGGAUGGAAAGGGAGGGAUGAGGGAGAGAGAGAGAAACCUGAUUGAGAAGAGGAGAAGAAAGGCAAUGAUGUCACAUACCCUGAUAUUAUAGGAUUUGAUUCAAAUACAAUACCAUAACCAUGGCAACCGGUGUCCUGCCCACCGUACUAUUGAUCUAGCGGGGCAUUGGGACCCAACUUGUGGUUUCACAAUCAAUGCUAACAAGGAUGCAGCUCUUCUAGAUUGAUUUACUGAUUGUACUUGUUUGUUUGUGUGUGUGUGUGUGUGGGGGGGGGGGGCAUUGUGUGUGUGUCUUUCUGUUUGCGUGUGUGUGUUCAUGAAUAUGUGUGUGUGUGUGUGUCUGUGUAUAUCUAGGUACAGGACAGUGCUGGGUGAAACAGUGCACACCGACACCCUUUUCUCCAGCUGUUCCCUGCGUGGCCUGGAGGAGGUGCUGUUCUGCCAGCCGCCUGGCCCUAAAGGAGCCCCGGCCCUAGCAGCGGGCACCAGCAGCAGCAGUGGGGGAGCCUGGGAGGCUUACUGGGAACGCAAUGAACCCCUCCGGGACGUAGACGAAGUCGCCAUCCCUGUUCUGAGUGUCUGUGCACAGGAUGACCCUAUCAGAGGAGACCCCCAGUCCACCCUACCCCUGGAACUCUUCGAGAGCAACCCCCACUUCUUCCUGCUGCUGACCACCAAGGGGGGACACUGUGGCUUUAACACCCAGGAAGGGAGUGCUUUCUCUGGGGGAGUGACCGGUGGAGGGACCCCUGGGACUAGCUGGAGCCACCGAGCCCUGCUGGAGUUCUUCAGGGCCACCACGGACUUCAUUGCGGCAGAGGAGAGGGCUAAGCUGGCUGCCAGACGGAGGGGCCUGGGGGGUAGCAGCCAGGGCAAAGCCUUCAGACAUCGUAGUGUUAGUACCUGUAAGAGGCUGCCCGCAUGCUCACAUAAUAUACACGCUAUCUACAACUGGCAGAGGUCUUAUACACGAUGA